AGAACGGAAGGUGCACGCGGAGAGAACGAUGAGUCGGAGGCAGAGGGGUCCCUUCCCGGCUGGCGGAGAUUUCAACUCCUCGCCAGGGGAACUCGGGAAGAAGAAGCGUCUCAAGCGGGAGGUGCGCGCCGAGUUCUCUGCGGCUCUGAAGGAGCCUGUCCUGCAGGAGAAAGUCGUCGCCUCCUGGGCCCGUAAAGAAGCCCUUGAGCACGAGGCCAUUGUGCUGGAUCCUGUUCCCUUCUGCCACUGUGUCAUCCCAGACUUCAUCCAGAAUGAGAGUUUUGUCGAAGGACUGCAGAAGGAGCUGUUGAGCCUGGAUUUCCAUGAAAAGUGCAACGACUUGUACAAAUUCAAGCAGUCAGAUGACCUCCAGAAGAGAGAAGAGCCUCACAUUGCCUCUUUAAGGAAAGUCCUCUUUGACGAAUUCCGGGUCUGGCUUUCAGAUGUGGCCCAGGUGGAGCUGGAGCCAACCAUCGAUUUGUCCUGUGCCAAAUAUGAAUAUACAGAUGCCCUGCUCUGUCAUGACGAUGAACUGGAGGGGCGACGAAUUGCCUUCAUCCUCUACCUUGUGCCGCCGUGGGACAGGAGUGAUGGGGGCACUCUGGACCUGUUCAGUACAGAUGAUCACUUUCAGCCUCAGCAGAUCAUCAAGUCAUUGGUCCCUUUGUGGAACUCACUAGCCUUCUUUGAAGUGUCACCAGUCUCUUUCCACCAGGUGGCUGAAGUCCUUUCCAAGGACAAGUGUCGGUUGUCUGUGAGCGGCUGGUUUCACGGCCCUUCGGUUGCUAGGCCACCACGCCACGUCGAGCCACUCCUGCCACGGAGUCCCCACAUCCCUUUUGAUCAUGAAAUCUUGUAUCGCUGGAUCAAUCCAGUGUAUCUGGAGAUGGAUUCUCAGAGCCAAGUCCAAGAGGAGUUUGAGGAUCGGUCUGAGAUCUUGCUGAAGGAUUUUCUCAUGGGAGACAAAUUCCAGCUGGUCUGUGAGGCUCUGAAGAAGGGAGAACCCAAAUGGAACAGCAGGGGGCCCCCUAACAAAAGGUUUUAUGACAAAGCAGAAGAGGAGAGCCUGCCAGCCAUUUUGAAGGAAUGCAUGGAGCUGUUCCGCUCAGAGGCCUUCUUCCUGCUUCUUUCAAACUUCACAGGCUUGAAGCUGCAUUUCCUAGCUCCUGAGGAGGAGGAGGAAGAAAAAGAUGCAGCAGCUGCAGGAGGAGAUCUUUCCAGCUGCUCACAAGGGGAGAGCAGUCAAGAGGAAACCAAGAAGCAUAAUGGUGCAGGAGAGCCAUGGGGAAACUCUGAGAACAAUGGGUGCAAAAAUGGCUCAAGCAUCCCUCAGUGUGCUGGAGAGCUGAGACGCUGGACCAAAGGCUGCUACUCCCUAGUCCAUGAUGCCCAGACUACAGAGUUUGCCUUGGAUCUGCUGCUCUUCUGUGGAUGUGAAGGUUGGGAUGUGGAGUGGGGCGGCUUCACUUCGUACAUUGCAAAAGACGAAGAUGAAGAGCUGCUGACUGUGAACCCAGAGAACAACUGUUUAGCUCUGGUUUACAGAGACCAAGACACACUGAAAUUCGUGAAAUACAUCAACCACCGCAGCUUGAACCAGACAGCAACACAAGCUGAGACAACUGGAUUCUGGGAUUUCUGCUUUGUUUACUAUGAAUAACUGAUAGUAAAGGGUCAUCCUUCAGAAGAAGAAAACUUGUGUUUUGGACUGGACCCCCUGCUGAAGAGAAAACAGUGGCAGUAGCUUCUGCUACAAGUUGAAAGAAGUGUCUAGGCUCUUACACAAUCUUCCCUUUCUUCUGUUCUCCUGUUAAUUCUGUGGCCUUCGGCAAACAACCCACAGUGUCCAAACUGUAUGUACUACUAAAUCAACUUUGGCUGCAGGCUCCCUAGUUCUUGCCCGGCUUCAGAUCAGGCUUGCAUCUGAAUAUCCUAGGGAAAGCCAUGAAAGAAGGAUGGAGGGAAAUGGUUUCUGUCCUGGAGCAUCUUCCUUCAUGAAUGGAGAAGGAACUGCUCUGGUUAAAAUACUCCAAGGCCCCAGUCAC
Messenger RNA from Gekko japonicus, 2045 nucleotides. It is a transcript of the gene OGFOD1, whose product is annotated as 2-oxoglutarate and iron-dependent oxygenase domain containing 1. Gene Ontology annotation, biological process: regulation of translational termination; peptidyl-proline hydroxylation. Gene Ontology annotation, cellular component: cytoplasm. Gene Ontology annotation, molecular function: iron ion binding; L-ascorbic acid binding; peptidyl-proline dioxygenase activity. NCBI's taxonomy places the organism in Eukaryota, Metazoa, Chordata, Lepidosauria, Squamata, Gekkonidae. The record is from RefSeq and is a predicted model, not a curated record. The transcript is spliced from 13 exons. Bases 29 to 1660 code for a protein of 543 amino acids.